GCCACCCAAAAUCUAAUUCGUGGAAAAUGAAAAUCUCUGGGAUUUGAGGUCCAGGGAAGGAUAAGCCCAGAGUGGCCUGACAGAAGCACGAAAGGAGGGGGAUUUUGGUUUCAGCGACUCCUUCUCUGGGACGGGUACCUCUGAGCCAUGGUGCUCAAACUUUGCUUAAUGGCCUCUCAUGGUUAUCCUCCAGGGCUUGUCUCACAGCAUGAGCUAGUAGGGUUGGGCGGCAGUCUGAAGGGUUUUCAGCCAUUAUUGUCCUCACCCGUAACAAAACCAGAAAUUAUCAGAUAUUCUUCUCCUGCUCUAAGGCCAAAUCCAUGUGGGGAAUCACGGAAAUCCCAAAGCGAAUGCUUCAAUUCCAGUCAGUCUGUCAAUAUUGACCUACCAGCUCAAAGGCCCUUGCCUAAUGAUGUCCAAGCAACCUGCCCAGAUGCAGUACUUUUUGGCUUUGGAAUUGUUGAAAAAUGCACUAAGCAUGACAAAAUAGUGCAGUUCCUUAAGUCCAGUGCUUCUGAAACAGAGAUAAGUGAAGAGCAUAGGUCUUUGAUGUCUGACUCAAUGGAUUUUCAGCUGCUGGGAACUGAUGUGCCUCAACAGCCUUUUUCAACUUCUCUUAUCUAUCCAAAUAGCAAAAUUGAUAUCCGGAGGAUUUUGUUAGAAUUUAUUGGAGAUUCUGCCUUUUCGCCGGACAUUUUAGUUCAUCCUGAAGAUCUUGUCUCAUUCUUGGGCGCUGGGAGUGCGAUGAAGGAUUUCCUUUCUAUAGUUGCUGAAUCAUACCUGUCAAAAAACUCACACAAGGGAGAAAAGCAUUCUCUGCUUGUUCCAUACUUCAGUAGGCUGGAUAUCAAUGAAGCAGAGGCCAGAACUCAUACCUCCCUGUCAAAGACUCAAUCUACAUUGACUGCUCCUUUGAAGAGCAGUCCUGAGAAAUUCAAGGUGAAGCCAUCAUCAAAGAAGAAGAAGAAAGUCGGGAGGGAGAGGGAUCUCUACAAAAGGAAUUAUUUGCAUGCAUGUGAGAGUCUUCUGUCUUUAAUGAUGGACACAAAGCACCGCCAAAAAACGGCAAUUCAUUCGCUGAAGAAAGCUGGCCCUGAACUUCCUGAGCUCCUUUCUCAGUUUAGUGCAGGCAUUGCCGGGACUGGCCUGGCGGUCCUCUUAUCUGUCAUAUGGAAGGUGGCUUGUGGAAGAGUACCCUUCUGUGCAUCUAAGCUUUUCACCACCGGCUUUGGAUUUGGACUGGUAUGGCUUUCAUGGGCUGUCAAUAAGCUAAGGGACACAAUUAUUGGCAUCAGCAAAAACACAGGAAGAUUGGGUUUGAAAGAAUCAUCGAAUUUAAAAGAUCAGGAGAUUAUUCAGAAGCUGGAUAAGAACAUAAGAGAUAUUUACUUCAGAAGUGCAGCAUUGCUAGCUGUGGCAGUGCUGAGCGUCGCUUGAGCAUUAUCUCCCAAGGUGAGGAUACAAUUUGCUUGAAGAAAAGAUAAUGCCAUGCCAUCCACUGGGGAGUGCUUGGAACUACCCUCGGGGUCUGCAGGUCCAUCUUGACAUGAUCUUGAAGGUGCUAGCUUAUGCAUGCCAUCCAUCUAGUUUUGGUUAUUCUAGCCCACAGCAUAAGCAUGGUUGGUAUGCUGGUAAGGAACACUGUAUAGCAUAAUGUAGACAUUUGCAAUGGAAAUAAAUGACUAAGUUGUUGAAAACCUCUUAGUAGUUUUUGUCAUUUAACGUGCCAAACUUUUUGGUUUGGAUGAUGCCUCUGUUUAA
Molecule: messenger RNA, 1761 nt
Organism: Neltuma alba
Lineage: Eukaryota; Viridiplantae; Streptophyta; Magnoliopsida; Fabales; Fabaceae
Exons: 5
Coding region: 148-1437 (429 amino acids)
Source: RefSeq, a predicted model, not a curated record